CAGCCCGGCUCGUCGUCGAAACCCGCCAAAUUCCCAGAAUGUAUACCUAUAUAGAUAUACUUUCACGCGACCAUAAGACUGACGAAUUUCUCGAAAAAUAAAAUUUCAAUCGCAACAAAGUCUUUGUCAGUUUCUCAACAAAUUUUGAAAUAAAUCCGUUGAGAAAAAAAAUUGAAGCAACGGUAAAAUUUACGUUGAGAUUUUUAUGAGACGACGUAUAUAUUUGCGCGCGGCACAACGUAUUUAACCUAAAAAAAUAUGGAGAGCUCAACCGUAGCGAUAAUGAAUAAUAAAGACGAAAAAACAACGAUGGACUCUGUCCAAUAUUGUACAGUGUUGUGUGUACAAAGUGCUGAACAAAAAGUAUUACCGGUAUCAUCGUUACUUCACUUCACCGAAAAUAAAUAUGUGCCAUGUACAAGCGAAUUUGUGAAAAACUACGUGAAGUAUCCAAUACUGGUCACGUUUAUGGGCGAGAUUGAUGGGCAAAAUGUAUACGAAAAAAUCGAGAUCCUUUCAUGCGGAGCGUCUUUGGAGGAGUGCUCGCUGCUGCAGAAUAAUUCGCAGGAUCGAGCUAGCACCAGUAGUGCAUCAACAGCAGUAGGAUACCGACGGGAAAUAAGACAUGAACUGCAGGAUAAUGGACCUGAGAAAGAAAAAUUAUUGUGGAAAGAACAUACAAGUGUACGAGAAAUGAAUGAAAAUCAAUAUAUGACCGUGUAUAAUGACGAACAACUACCAGAGGAAGAAAUUAACAAUAUUUUGAAGGAAAAAAAGCUGCAAGAAACUGGUUCGCAGAAACGCACAGGUAGAGCGACAGGUUCUCCGCAAACAACAAUAAAAGAUGAAUCGACAAUGACAACGAAGAAAAUGAAAAGAGGAAACAUGAGAACUUUGAUUGAUGCAAAACCUACCAAGAAACAAGAUGAUGACGAGGAACUGUCUACAAGUAUGUCUGAGCUCGAAAACAGCGAUUAUGAGUCAGCAUCGAUACAUCUAGAAGUGUCUGAUUACACCAGCGACGAUUCUUUCAUAUUAUUAAGAUGUACUCGAGGAAAAAAAACAAAAAUCAAGUCGGUUAUGUCGAUGCCACGGAAUAAUACAAAUCGUUUACAAAACAACCGUGGUUACAAAUCAAGUCAUUGCUUCUGUAACGAAGUGGAGAGACAAAGAAGGAAACUCAAGGCAUUACAGACAGAAAUCGCUACGUUGAAGAGACAGCUAAAGAUGGUGAGAAGGGUUAUAACGAGGAAAUCACAAAUUGAAGAAACAUUGAAAAGUGAUGAAGAAAAUGAUGAAGAAAGUGAUGAAGAAAGUGAAGGACCGGAGGCAAUCGAAAAACCGCCGGAAAAUGAAUCUGAGAUAAACAUGUUCGGAGAAAAAUGGGAGUACAAAGCACUUCAACUUGCGAUGAGUUCUGAUACCGUUGGUAACAGAAUUGCCUAUUUACUGCGCUCUCUGUGGCCAGAUCGUAUAACUAGGUCUAAACUAAUUUUGAAAAAAACCAACAAAACAAACACGGAGGAUAAUAUUCUUCUUUCCAACAAAAAAAUCGAAGUGAUAAAAAGAAUGGUGGAAUAUUUAAACCGUCGGAAGCAAGUGCCUAUGGAAAAAGUUUACAAUAUCUCAAAUUACCGACGAAUUGUGUCCAACAUAAUUAAAAAUUUACGUCAUAGAGUAAAAUGUAAUCCUCGCCGCUGCAGUCUUACGCCUCCUCCGUCGUCGUCGUGUUCUACUUAUCCUUCUUGCUAACCAUAACCAAUAACACCUGAUAUCAAAAUCGGGUGUUAUUGUUAUCGUUGUUCUCGUGUCGAUGUUUUCAUCGCCCCAUUCUUAACAAUAUUUUUUUUGUAUUCAACGUUGCCAUCGUUGCCAAAACAGUGAAAAUUAAAUCCAAAGUCAAUAUUGAA
This is a messenger RNA of Venturia canescens, 1910 nucleotides long. RefSeq lists its product as uncharacterized. Bases 259 to 1752 code for a protein of 497 amino acids. The record is from RefSeq and is a predicted model, not a curated record. The transcript is spliced from 9 exons. NCBI's taxonomy places the organism in Eukaryota, Metazoa, Arthropoda, Insecta, Hymenoptera, Ichneumonidae.